AGUAACCUUCUCGGUUUGUAAACAAUAGGGAACGUUUCUUGUACGAAAAGUUUAAUUAUUUAUUUAGCUUAAUUGGAACUAUUUUACUGAAUGCAGUUGAUUAAAUAAUUGACAAAGUAAAAAAUGCCUUCGAUCGAUGUGAGCCACCUCCCAAAAGAAGGGACGGAAAACGCUCCGCCGGCUUCGAAACCCCUCGUUGGUAUCAUUUACCCACCGCCUGAGGUUAGAAAUAUUGUUGAUAAAACUGCCAGCUUUGUUGCUCGUAAUGGCCCAGAGUUUGAAUCUAGGAUCAGGCAGAAUGAAUUGGGAAACCCCAAGUUCAAUUUUCUCAACAGUGGUGACCCUUAUCAUGCUUAUUACCAGCACAAAGUCAAAGAUUUCAAAGAAGGCAAAGGGAAUGAGCCACAAGUUGCUGUUGUCACACCGGUUGUAGCACAGAAAACUGUCGCUUCUGCGACUCAGCUUAAACAGCAGGAAAUUUUAAAACAAAUUGCAGAACCCUUUGUGCCAAAAGAUCCUCCUCAGGAUUUUGAAUUUAUGGCUGACCCUCCAUCAAUCUCUGCUUUAGAUUUGGACAUAGUCAAAUUGACUGCACAGUUUGUGGCAAGAAAUGAAAGGCAGUUUUUAACAAAUCUGAUGAACAGAGAACAGAAGAACUACCAGUUUGAUUUCCUAAGGCCACAGCAUUCUCUUUUUCAGUACUUUACUAAACUCUUGAUGCAGUACACUAAGGUCUUGAUCCCACCUAAGGAUAUGAUGUUAAAACUAAAAGAGGAAUGUGUUAGUGUAACAGGAGUCUUGGAUCAGGUCCGCUACAGAGCAGAUUGGUUGCGCUAUCAAGAAAUUCAAAAAAGAAAAGAAGAACAAGCCUUAGAGAAGGAAAGAGUUGCAUAUGCACAGAUUGAUUGGCAUGAUUUUGUUGUUGUCGAAACUGUUGACUACAUACCUGGAGAACUUGGUAAUUUUCCACCACCUACUACACCAGAUGAAGUUGGUGCGAGGGUGUUGAUGCAGGAACGAUUUCUGGAUACAACUGAGGAUGGUCACAUGCAAAUUGAAAGUGACGGUGAUAGGGAUAAGGAUGACAGUGAUGCAGAAGAUAACUCAGGACCUCCAACAUCAUCUAACGCUGAAAAGGGGGCUACGGAUAAUACACAAGUGCAAGACAUGGAAGAAGAAUCUUCAAGCGAAAGCGAAACUGAGGAUGGUGACAAGGGAUCUUCGAAACCUGAUGCUAAAUCUGAACCAAAGAAACCCAUGCAGCCUCCUCUUCCUCCUAUUCCUGAUAAAGUGAUUGUCAAGAAAGGAUACAAUCCAAAGCAAGCUAAAACUCUUAAGACUGGAGAUAAUUAUUUGAUAUCUCCUUUGACGAGUGAAAAGAUUCCGGCAAGCAAAGUACAAGAACAUAUGAGGAUCGGACUUCUGGAUCCUCGCUGGGUGGAACAAAGGGAUAAGCACAUUCAGGACAGGAUUAACCAAGACACAGUUUAUGCUGGAGGGUCAGCAAUUGAGGCAAGUUUAAAACAAUUGGCUGAACGCCGUACUGAUAUCUUUGGAGUUGGGGAUGAAGAAACAGCAAUUGGUAAAAAGAUUGGCGAAGAAGACAAAAAGAAGGAUGACAAGGUUACAUGGGAUGGACACACUUCAAGUGUUGAAGCUGCUACAAGAGCUGCACGAGCAAACAUCACAAUUGAGGAGCAAAUCCAUCAGAUACAUAAGGUCAAGGGUCUCCUGCCAGAUGAGGAGAAAGAAAAAAUUGGUCCAAAACCUGUUACAAGGGCUGGAGGAGUGAUACAACCUCCACUUCCACCUCCAAAAACCCAAGUUGCUCCUCCAUUGCCGCCACCACAAGUACAGGCCCCAUUGCCACCUCCUCCUGGUAUGCUCCCACCACCGCAGGCUCAUAUCAUGAUGGUUCCUGCACCCAUCAGGCCUCCUUUGAUGGUUCCCGGAGGAGCGUUUCCAGUUGUUGCUGCUACUCCUUCAGGCUUUAUUGCACCACCAGGAACGGCACCUCUACCUCCACAACCUCAGAUGGGUGGAAUGUUGAAACAUGUCACAUCUGAUAUGAAUGACGAAGAGCCACUGACUAAAAAACAAAAAACAGAAGAUUCCCUUAUUCCAGAAGAACAGUAUCUCCAACAAAACAAAGGUCCUGUUGUUUUCAAAGUAAUGGUACCCAUGAUGUCAGAAAAGUCCGAAUGGAAGCUUAAUGGCCAGAGUCUCAGCUUAACAAUGAUGUUGACUGAAACAGUUUCUGCUCUGAAAGCAAAAAUCCAAGAAGCCGUUGGGAUGCCUCCUUCAAAACAGAAACUUCACUGUGAUGGAAUGUUUUACAAGGACUCAAAUUCACUCGCGUAUUAUAACAUCGGGCCCAAUACUGUCAUCCAACUUCAGCUGAAAGAAAGAGGAGGAAGGAAGAAUUAAUUAAAAAUCCUGUAAAUCUUGUAUUAAUUUGUAUCCAUCAGAAAUAAAGAUGGUAUUAUUAAUUAUUUUCUUCAACAUUUGUUAACUGAUUUGCAGACCAACACCCACCAUUAACUUCAUUUCAGAAUACAUACGUUUAUACUCACUUUAUUUAAUUAAAAAAUUUAAAAGCUUUUGUGAAAAUAGUUAUUUUUGUCAUAGAUUUUAAAAAUUAAUUCAUGGCCAUUUUCAGUUUAGCCCAUCUACAAAUGUUCUAACAAAAUAAUACCUAAAUAUUUCCAGUUAUAAUUUGUGAUUUUCUGUUUUAAUGUAAAUUGUGAAGUACAUUUAUUUGCUGUACUAUAAUUAUGUAUCUACUGAAAAUGUCAGAGAAAUAAAAGUAAUUUUUAAUGAGGACUUAA
This is a messenger RNA of Cimex lectularius (bed bug), 2828 nucleotides long. It is a transcript of the gene Sf3a1, whose product is annotated as splicing factor 3A subunit 1. Gene Ontology annotation, molecular function: RNA binding; protein binding. Gene Ontology annotation, cellular component: U2 snRNP; U2-type prespliceosome; catalytic step 2 spliceosome. The transcript is spliced from 15 exons. The coding region runs from base 124 to 2427 and encodes 767 amino acids. NCBI's taxonomy places the organism in Eukaryota, Metazoa, Arthropoda, Insecta, Hemiptera, Cimicidae. The record is from RefSeq and is a predicted model, not a curated record. Gene Ontology annotation, biological process: regulation of alternative mRNA splicing, via spliceosome; mRNA cis splicing, via spliceosome.